UGCCCCGCUCCGGCAGCACCGCGCUGAGAGUCUGAGGCCCACCCACGCCCGCCCGCCCGCCAUGUCUCAGAUGCUGCACAUCGAGAUCCCCAACUUCGGGAACACCGUGCUCGGCUGCCUCAACGAGCAGCGGCUGCUGGGCCUCUACUGCGAUGUGUCCAUCGUGGUCAAGGGCCAGGCCUUCAAGGCCCACCGUGCCGUGCUGGCCGCCAGCAGCCUCUACUUCCGCGACCUGUUCAGCGGCAACAGCAAGAGCGCCUUCGAGCUGCCGGGCACGGUGCCGCCUGCCUGCUUCCAGCAGAUCCUGUCCUUCUGCUACACGGGCAAGCUGACCAUGGCAGCCAGCGAGCAGCUCGUGGUCAUGUACACGGCCGGCUUCCUGCAGAUCCAGCACAUUGUGGAACGCGGCACCGACCUCAUGUUCAAGGUGAGCUCGCCCCACUGCGACUCGCAGACCGCCAUGAUCGAGGACGCCAGCUCCGAGCCCCAGAGCCCCUGCAACCAGCUGCAGCCGGCUGCCACCGCUGCCCCCGCCUACGUCGUGUCUCCGUCCGUGCCCAUCCCACUGCUGACCCGUGUGAAGCACGAAGCCAUGGAGUUGCCGCCAGCCACCGGCCCAGGCCUGGCCCCCAAGCGCCCGCUGGAGACGGGGCCCCGGGACGGUGUGGCAGCGACGGCUGGUGCCACCGUGGCAGCUGGCGUGGCUCCUCUCAAGCUACCCCGAGUCUCCUACUACGGGGUGCCCAGCCUGGCCACCCUCCUCCCCAGCAUCCAGCAGGUGCCCUACCCCCAGGGGGAGCGGACCAGUCCGGGGGCCAGCAGCCUGCCCACCACCGACAGCCCCACCUCGUACCACAAUGAGGAGGAUGAGGAAGAUGAUGAGGCGUACGACACCAUGGUGGAGGAGCAGUACGGCCAGAUGUACAUCAAGGCCUCCGGUGGCUACGCAGUGCAAGAGAAGCCAGAGCCGGUGCCACUGGAGAGCCGCUCCUGCGUCCUCAUCCGCCGUGACCUCGUGGCCUUGCCUGCCAGCCUCAUCAGCCAGAUUGGGUACCGCUGCCACCCCAAGCUCUACUCAGAGGGGGACCCCGGGGAGAAGCUGGAGCUGGUGGCAGGCUCCGGGGUCUACAUCACGCGCGGCCAGCUGAUGAACUGCCACCUCUGCGCAGGGGUGAAGCAUAAGGUCCUGCUGCGGAGGCUCCUGGCCACCUUCUUUGACAGGAACACACUGGCCAACAGCUGUGGGACGGGCAUCCGCUCGUCUACCAGCGACCCGAGCCGCAAGCCUCUGGACAGCCGUGUCCUGAAUGCUGUGAAAUUGUACUGUCAGAACUUCGCCCCCAGCUUCAAGGAAAGCGAGAUGAACGUGAUCGCCGCGGACAUGUGCACCAAUGCCCGCCGCGUCCGCAAGCGCUGGCUGCCCAAGAUCAAGUCCAUGCUGCCGGAGGGCGUGGAGAUGUACCGCACCGUCAUGGGCUCCGCAGCCGCCAGCGUGCCCCUCGACCCCGAGUUCCCGCCCGCCGCGGCGCAGGUGUUCGAGCAGCGCAUCUACGCCGAGCGUCGGAGCGACGCUGCCACCAUCGUGGCUCUGAGAACUGACGCUGUGAAUGUUGAUCUGAGUGCUACCAACCCUGCCUUUGAAGCCGGCGAGGAGGCGGACGGGGCCGGCUCGGUAAUCCAGGAGGUGGCCGCUCCCGAGCCACUGUCCUCCGAUGGCCAGAGCCCCCCGCAGCCCUUCGAGCAGGGCAGCGCCAGCUCCAGCCGGCCCCAGACGCCGGCGGCCGCGGCCAGGAGGCCGGAGGGCACCUACGCGGGGACUUUGUAAGAGGGUCGCGCCGACUCGUGAGGGACCGAGUACUAGAGCUGCUUGCAUGCGAUACUAAUACAAACAAAUGUGAUCAAGCCACUCACCUACUGAACUGCUGCUGUUGCCUGGAAACAAUGUGAUUUUUAUCCUGCUCGUAUUUAAAUUGAUGAAGGAAACAAAUUCAUUCAUUAUACUGUAAACACUUAGGCCACUGGCGACCUCUGUGCGAGGA
This is a messenger RNA of Galeopterus variegatus (Sunda flying lemur), 2039 nucleotides long. RefSeq names its product NACC family member 2, BEN and BTB (POZ) domain containing (gene NACC2). The coding region runs from base 62 to 1825 and encodes 587 amino acids. The record is from RefSeq and is a predicted model, not a curated record. Gene Ontology annotation, biological process: regulation of transcription by RNA polymerase II. NCBI's taxonomy places the organism in Eukaryota, Metazoa, Chordata, Mammalia, Dermoptera, Cynocephalidae. The transcript has 5 exons. Gene Ontology annotation, molecular function: RNA polymerase II cis-regulatory region sequence-specific DNA binding; protein binding; DNA-binding transcription factor activity, RNA polymerase II-specific.